UAACAAAAUGGCUGAACACGUUACGCGGACCAUUGCGGAGAAACGGACCAUCUGAUUGGUCCUAACGAUUCAUUUCAGCCAAUCAGAAAAAUUCUAGCGAAUGUUACUAAAACGUCGCGAAUUACGUCACGUGAUGUCAUGCAACACGUGUUCUCCAUUUUGACUCGAAAUCCGCUUAAACGUUUCGGUACAAAUAAAUAUUUUCUAUACGCGUUACUGAUUCAUAAUGCGACGUUAUCUCCUCAUAUAAUCAUUCGCCUUGUUCCUACUUUCUUGUUCUUUGGUUCCGUAUCAUCGAUACGCCGGGAACCAUGAUAAUAUUCGUCGACGUUUAUUUCGUCGCGAUUAGCCAAUUCUGAGACGAAGAAUCUCUGCAAUAUACUAUCCCGUUUGCAAACAUGCGAUAUUUUUGAAUCUAUUAGCUAUCCACCGAACAUAAGUACAUACACAUAUCAGUGAUUAGAUCAGCUUUGUCAACCAUUGUCAACGAAAACGACUUACCAUUUACGAGGUAUUUACAACCUCGGACAGGUAGAAUAUUGAAAGCUGUGUUGUAGUAGUAGGAGGAUUACUAUUUAUGUAAUCGGUUAGACAUGUCCUGUCAAAUCAAAGGAAUAGCUAAUUUGAUCAAUAUAAGUAACAUUAAGGAAGUACUUUUUGGAGAUUCUUCCAGAAGAUUUGACGUUUCGCAAAAUGAGUUACCUCUGCAAGAUUGUUUUAUAUCGUUGUCGUCGACGGGAGAUGUUCUCGCCAUGGCAUAUAAUACGAAGAUGAUCAUAUUAAUUUCAAGAUGGGAUUCUUUAGAGCCCGACGAGACAAAAAACAAAUUCCAUAUGAUAUGGUAUGGAGAAAUAGCAAAGGAGCCGAACGAUUGGGUAACGUCUGUGAUCUGUUUGCCAUUAUUAUCUUUGGGUAAAGCCAGCGGUGGCUCUAAUCCAGAUUGGACAUGUAUUAUAGUUGGUCUCAAUUCUGGUUUUAUUAAGUUUUACACAGAGACAGGUGCGCUAUUAUUAGGAGAGCAACUGCAUAAUGAACCGGUCAUAGGAUUAAAAUGCCAGUCUUUUCGUUCGCCGAAACAUGUAGGAGACGCUGGUAUAACCGAAGAAGUUCAUGUAAUUUACAACAGCGUUUUGUGCGUGUUGCAAGGGUUCCCACUGUUUUCGACGCUCAGAGCAUGCAGGAAUCAUUUAGCCAGAGUUAAAGCAAAUUGCGACGACCUACCUCCUAUCACAAAUUUAUCGUAUAAGAAGUGGGGGUACAGAAGCCAGGAUAUCGUAAACGACUCCGAAGUAAUUGGCACUACAUCUGUAAAUAGUUUCGAUCAUCUAAUGACCGCUUCGAUAUGCGGUGGAUAUACAGCAUCUUACAGAUCUAGCGCACCCCAACAUAAUCUAGUAAUUGCAACUGGCAAAAGACCAUUUGCUGGUUUCCAUUAUGCGUUAGAAGGUGGUGCAGCCCCGGUGUUGUCCGAUGUUGCAAUAGCAAUGGCCAACAAAUUAGCGAAUGCUAUUGGAACUGCCGUUCCUUGGCUUCCGCUCGGUUGGGGAAAUUCGAAAAAUCAUGCUUCCCCCGAGGCACCCAAGACUAACGCUCACGAGCCAAUCGAGCCAAUGACUUGUAGAUUUGGUCUGAGCGAUAUUACACGCGAGGGUUAUUCGGUGGUGUCCAGCCCGAACAAAUUAUUAUCCGUGAUAUCAGAUGCAAUGGGCAGGGUAAUAUUGAUAGACAAUAGACACGGUAUAGCGGUAAGAAUGUGGAAGGGAUAUCGCGAUGCUCAAUGUGGAUGGAUCGAAGUAGAAGAAGAGAAACAUCCUGAAAAGAAUAAAGCAUUUACUAAAUUUAAGCAAACUUCGCAUUUACGUUCCGCGUUGUUUUUAGUUAUUUAUGCUCCUAAAAAGGGCGUAAUAGAUAUAUGGAGUACUCAACAAGGUCCUAAAAUUACAACGUUCACUGCUAGCAAGCAUGGAAGAUUACUUUAUAUCAAUUAUGGACUUCUUGGUACAAAUGAUAACGCACAUUUGCCCAAGAACAAACCCCAAUACUCGUGUGUUUUCAUGGAUCCAUUAGGAGGCCUGAAAGAAAUUACUGUCCCAUUUCAUUUCGCCCUUACCAGUCAAAAUGGAAAGAGAGCACGCGAUAUACAUCUCUUGAGAAAAUUGAAGACAUUCUUGCGCGAAGAAGAGUUCGAUCAUGAGAAAUUAAUAUCAGUAAUCAGCAGUAUAUGUGCAGACUUGAAGACUAAUGAAAUCAAAGUACAAACGAUAGAAAUGUUGAUGAUAAAUAAACACAUUAUACCCGAUGCUUUGCUCGCGGCUACAGAUUGCUUUAUUCAAAAAUUUGAUAUACACGACAAAGAAGAAAUGGAACCGACAGAGAAGACAUUGUAUCUAUUAACAACGCAGUUGCAACAAGUGAUUAAAUUUUAUAAACAUAUUCAGUCGCACUUCGAUAGUCUAGAAGAUCAUAAUCUUACCAACGACGACGAUGUUAGCAGUAAAGAACUAGCGUCAAUUUUAUUAACUUCUGAAGUCGAAGUCCAUAGGAUUUAUGAACUAUCCGAUAUAAUAAAUAAUUUUAAAUGUUCAAGCCCUAGGGGGGAAACCAAAGUGAAGUUCAAAGAAAAUGGGAGGAUUUUCUUGAAUUUCUUAUCUUGCUUUGAGUUUGGACUUCUGGGAUUGGUAAAUGUUAAGAAGAACACAAAGCCAGAGAAGAAACUUCAAGUUUCACGGUUGAUGUACGAAGGAAGUAUUUAUUCGAACGAUAGCGUCGAAGCUUGGAAAGAAGCUGCAGUGAGCAGUAACAUCCAGCCUUUUGCCUUACUGGAAUUUGCGUUAAUCCACUGGUUAAAUAGAAAGAGAGAGAUGCCUUUAGGACUGGAAUUAAAACAAUUUGUGCAGCUAUUAAAUGUUAUUUGUUCGAUGAACAACGUUGAAGAAAUAUGUGGCGAAAACAAUGAAGUAUCUUCAUGGUGGAGAAAUGUCCGGACCAUUCUCUCGGAUUCCACGAACCCGUUCAAUGCACUUACCGCUGCAUUGGCAUGUAGAGCAGUUGCUACGUCUUUGGAGAAAUAUAGGGAAAAGGGUGCUAGUAAUAUUGCAGACGAUAGAUGCAACGAAGGGAAUGUCGAUCAAAAUAGGGGCGAUUCGAUGGAUGUGGAGGAAGCACAAGAUCCUGUGUCCGACAUAAAGUUGAACGACGAUGUAUAUAAUUUAACGAGCGAAUGGGAAAACGUUACUAAAGAUAAUUGUCAAUUUACAUUGUAUAUUGGAAAUCUUGAGGACAUUACAAUUUUAGAUGCAAUCGUUAGUCAGAAGCCACUUUCGGACGACACGACGCAAUUCUUUGCUUUACCGUUUACCAAAGUUGAUAUCUCUUUAGGAUCGGUGCUGUCAAGAGGAAAAGGCUUCGUCUCGGAGAUUGUCGCGAAAUGGAUCGUUUCAACGGGUAUAGAUCCAGCUCAAUUACCAGACACCGAAUCCGAUCAGCAACUGUUAACAAACGACACCUUAGGAGUCACAAGUUCCUCGGACGAGCCGUGUAACACGGAUACAGUCUCGCAGCAUGAUACGGAACAACCUUUACCAUCCUCGUUACCAUGCAACGAGACCGAAAGCGAAGCUAGAGACGAUCCAACUGCUACUACAAGUAUUUUAGAACGAAUUGCACUGUUGAAGCGUCAUUUUCCAUACAGUUUGACGAGUAGCGUUUUAUUAGCUAACGUGUGUUGGGAGUUUGCUAUGUCGUGGAACAAGGACAUUUCUCAAAUGAAGUCUCUCGAAAGCGCGUUAGUCGUGUUACGGCAAAUACCGAUGAAACAGAUGAGGCACGGUGUUUGCUGUCUGUUAUGGUCAGUUCAUAUAAAGAAGCGAAUGGAAUCUGUUGCGAAAUUAAUGAACAAGCUUGGGAAACUACCGAAAGAGAGGCUGUGCAUGCAGGAGGUUGGCUUGAACGAUUCACAGAUAGUUACGUUCUUACAGAAUUCUCUUAUGUUCUUGGAGAUAUUCGUAGAUUGCGAGAUACUAGAGGCAGGAGAGAAUAGCGCAGUGAAAUCGGAAGAAUUGUGGGAAGGUUGUGGUUCCGGUCCACAGCCGUUCGCAGCAUUGGCAAUUUCUCAAACGCCGGCAUGGUACGAUCUGGUAAUUUUACAUAUACAAUUAGCCAACGUGUUGUACAUGAUGGCACAUUUUAAUCUAAAAGUAGCAAAACCAUUGAACAACUUGUUCGAACCUGUGGUGCAAUUGUAUUUCUUCCAAACUCUGACGGACAAAGUGAUGUUGACGUGGUACAGGGACGAUAAGCGAGAUAGUUUGAGGACAGAAUUUUUAUGUCGAGUAAUCACCGCGUCGAUGGAUCAUAUUCAUCGAGAAACCGCCAAUGGCAAGGCAGUGAGCUCGAUGCAAGCCAUCGAAUGGAUGAGCAGAUGCCAGAACCUAGCUUCCAUGUGGAAAAUUAAUAACGACGAACUGAGGAUACAUCAAGUCGGCGAAUUAUAUGUAAACGGUUUCGAUCAGCUGGCGGAGGACGUUGUCGCAGCUGUGAACGAUACAGAAAAAUUAGCAGUGAAUCUGCUACCGAUCGUUGGAAGAAGAAUGAUGGCGUACCUCUCGAGAGCGCCCGAUCUUCUGGAAGAAGUAACCCGUUUAAAUCCUGCGCUCACCUUGUAUCUACAGAGCGUGGACGUACCGGAAGUGAUCUGUACAAAUUGCUCGAACGACGAGACCGUCGAGUUGAUCCGACGAGUUUCGAGGUGCUUGCCCGAAACGCAUCCCGAGUACCAUCUCGUGCAACUGAUGUUGGAUGCGACAUUCAUUUACGAGGGCGCAACAUGAUGUACGACUCGACGCACGACGUAAGACGACUCGAUUAAAGGUAGCCUGUGUAGCCAGGAGUUUGUUCAAUAAAGUUUUUGCUUUCGAUCAAUUUUCAA
Molecule: messenger RNA, 4927 nt
Organism: Megalopta genalis
Lineage: Eukaryota; Metazoa; Arthropoda; Insecta; Hymenoptera; Halictidae
Gene: Rab3-GAP
Product: Rab3 GTPase activating protein
Biological process (GO): regulation of GTPase activity
Source: RefSeq, a predicted model, not a curated record